Lichtheimia ornata is the source of this 1470-nucleotide messenger RNA. RefSeq lists its product as uncharacterized. Bases 1 to 1470 code for a protein of 489 amino acids. The transcript has 7 exons. Gene Ontology annotation, molecular function: histone acetyltransferase activity. The record is from RefSeq and is a predicted model, not a curated record. Gene Ontology annotation, biological process: regulation of DNA-templated transcription. Lineage: Eukaryota; Fungi; Mucoromycota; Mucoromycetes; Mucorales; Lichtheimiaceae.
AUGACAAAAGACCUUGCGAGGAAACCACGUUUCACCAGAGCAACGGCAUCUAGCAAUCAUCAGAACGAUAUUUAUGGUCUCAAUGGAACCUCGGAUAUGCCAAUGUACUCGACAUUGAAGGCUUUAUAUGACGGCCAGACAUGGUUUGGUCCCCAAUACGCGCGUGGAUUGCCUGGUCGUAAAAGCAUUGAACGUUUUGAAGCAGUCAAACGCCUGAUUGAGGCUGUUCCUCCUACUUCUGAAGCGGCAGCGUCAACACCACCAGCAACCACAGACGACUCCAUGGUGACAACGACGACAGCAGCAGAUACAGAAACCAGGUCUACAAGUCCCUCGUCACCUACACCACCACCAUCAUCAUCCACAUCUUCUCGUUUUGAUCUUCGACCACGGCAUCAUCCUAUUGCACUUCCAACACAAUCUUUUCUCCAGUUUCCUGCAUCAUCCACAAGCGUACAAGGUGGUCCUGAUCAACGACGUCGUAUUCAAAAGGUGCAAAUUGGUUCAUAUCUCAUUGAUGUGUGGUAUCCGGCUCCUUAUCCUGAAGAGUACAGUCAACUGGAAGUACUUCACAUAUGUGAUUUUUGUUUGAGAUAUAUGAAGAGCGCAUUCAUCGCCAAACGACACAAGGCCAAAUGUCCAAUGAAGCACCCACCUGGCGAUGAGAUUUAUCGUGAUGGAAUACUUUCAGUCUUUGAAGUGGAUGGUCGAAAGAACAAGAUUUACUGUCAAAAUCUAUGCUUAUUGGCGAAGAUGUUUUUGGACCACAAGACCUUGUAUUAUGAUGUUGAGCCCUUUUUGUUUUACAUUCUCACGGAGACCGAUGUACAUGGAUGUCAUUUUGUGGGCUAUUUUUCAAAGGAAAAACAAUCGUUGUUGGAUUACAAUUUGUCAUGCAUUGUGACCUUGCCGUCUCAUCAAAGGAAAGGAUAUGGUCAAUUUCUCAUCGACUUUAGCUACAUGCUAUCACAAAAAGAGGGCAAAAUUGGAACACCGGAGCGUCCAUUAUCGGAUCUAGGACUUUUGAGUUAUCGCAAAUACUGGACACGUCGAAUAUGGGAAGAAUUGCAAAAGAAUCAUGGAAUCAUGAGCGUGGAAGAGCUGAGCCAAGCCGUGCAUAUGACAGUACAAGAUACAGUGGAUACGUUAGCAGCAAACAACAUGCUUCGGUUCAAUGAAAAGAGUGCAAAAUACGAGAUCCAAUUAUCCAAGAACAAGUUGCCCAAAUCACAAAGAGGCCCAACAGCCAAAAUGGAGUUAUUGACAUGGGCACCAUACAAGACCACCACGGCAAAUGGAGGUGAUACUGGGGAAGUUGUGAAUAUCCCGCGUGAAGCAGCAGCUGUGGCGGCAGCAACGCAUACUAUUACAUUACCAGCUCGAGGUAGAGGUCGACAUCGCAAAUCAUCAUCAUCCGGAUUACAAGACACUGGCAAGCGUAGGUCACGGAAAAGGAAGCUAGAAGAGUGA